This is a messenger RNA of Pezoporus flaviventris, 1980 nucleotides long. RefSeq lists its product as uncharacterized. Gene Ontology annotation, biological process: visual perception. The record is from RefSeq and is a predicted model, not a curated record. Lineage: Eukaryota; Metazoa; Chordata; Aves; Psittaciformes; Psittacidae. The transcript is spliced from 12 exons. The coding region runs from base 1 to 1980 and encodes 659 amino acids.
AUGCCCACGGGCAAACCUGGCUCCCCGGCUCCAUCCCACCCCUCCGGGCUCCCCUCUUCUGCUCACGUUCUGCCCUUGCAGUUCCGGCUCUUGGGCAUCACUUACACGGAGGCUCUGAGCAGCAGCGCUUCAGAGAGCUACAGGCGGCUGGAGGAGGAAGUGAUGCUGCUGCUGAACCAGACGCUGUCCAUCUAUGAGACCUUCCUGCGGGCAAAAGUCCUAGAGUUCAUGAAUGGCUCGGUGGUGGUGCGAGCGCAGGCUCUGUUCCGGGGGGACGCUCCUGCUCCCACCAGCUCCCACCUCAUCCGCACCAUGGUCACGGAGGCGAGCAGAGGAAGGAGCUCCUUCAGCUGGCGGCUGGAGCCACGGUCUGUCCAGUCCGGCGGGUUCAGCCUGGAGAACCUGGCCCCAGAGAAGCUGUCCAUCUCCUUCACUGUCCUCCAGCCUGGCAGGAGCAGGACAGACCCCCUGGGGGGGGUGAUCAGCAAGGUGACAGAGUCUCUUGGUGCCCUUCACCGUGUGAGGAACUUCACUAUCACCCAGCUCAGAACCCACAGUGGGGACCUGGAGCUCACUGGAGACGUUUACCUUGACACCAUCGCCCAUGUGGAUGUUCCGGAGGCUCUGCAAGCCCUGACGGCUCUGAAAGCUUGCUCUGUGGACCUGACCUCGCUCUCGCUGGAGGGAGCCAGGCUGCACCUCCAGCUGUACCCGCUCUCCCUCCUCGUCACCAACAGACGCUUCAGUGAGGACCUCCUGGAUCCGCUCUCUGCAUUGCACCACGAGCUCAGCACGGGCAUUGGGGAUGCGGUGGCGCGAGCCCUGAGGGACCACAGGAGCUUCCUGCAAGUGCUGCUAAGAGAAUUCCUGCCAGGCUCCUUGAUCUGCCAUGGGGAUUUGGUCUUCCUGCACCCAGCUCCAACCAGUCUGGAAGUGUUGGAGGCGCUUGUGCUCUCAGUUGGGUCAAACAAGGCUUUGGCUGGUUCAGACUUCCAGGUGGAUCCGUAUUCCCUUGCUGUGGGAGAGGACACCCUGGAGCCACCCCUGCCUGAGCCGGGCUUCCCGGAGUACGGUGUGGUCAUCAUGGUGGUGUGUGGCCUCGUCAUCAUCACUGUUCCUGUCAUCUUGCUGCUGUGCUUGAGGACCAAGAGGCUGAGCUGGUGGCACGUGGAACCUCUCUCGGACAGAAGAGACCCUGAAGCAGGGAUCCAGACCCUGGAAAUGGAUAGCCAAGGCUUCUGGGCAUCCUCUGAGCAGCUCCCGCCCCGUGGAUACCCCGGCUCCCAGCAGUGCUGGUCUUCGAACGAGGCGGGAAACCAGCGGCCGGACGCUACGCCUCAGCCGGGGCUGCCCCACCCGGACCCGCCCCUCACCCCGGCCGGCCCCCGGCGCCGCGGCCCAGCUCCGAGCUUCGCUUUCAGGCCUCUCUCGGGGGCUGACACCGUCCCUAAGCAGCGCCAGCCCCGCACGGGGUGGACACCGCCGACAGCCCCCGGCCCCACGGGGAGCGUCGGGGAUCGGGGACAGCAGCCCCCGCCGGGGAGUGGCCUCGUCCCACCUCAGCACUCAAGCUUCUUCGUACACACCGCGUACACACCACAGCUCAACAGCAACAGCUUUAUUAUUGACCCUGCCCGACCCAGACCACCAACCUCCCCCCUCCCAGGCCGCGAUCCCCCCGAACCGCCAUCACCUCGCACACCCCCCGCGGCACUGAGCAGCGGCUCGGCUACACACACAGCGGGCAGAGGCAGGUGUCCCUCCGCCCCACGCCCGGCGCCUCUCCCUGCUCACCGACGCGGCCUCCGCCUCCGCCUCCGCCUCCGCCUCCGCCUCCGCCUCCGCCUCCGCCUCCGCCUCCGCCUCCGCCUCCGCCUCCGCCUCCGCCUCCGCCUCCGCCUCCGCCUCCGCCUCCGCCUCCGCCUCCGCCUCCGCCUCCGCCUCCGCCUCCGCCUCCGCCUCCGCCUCCGCCCUUCCUGA